Messenger RNA from Asterias rubens (European starfish), 1167 nucleotides. RefSeq names its product ER membrane protein complex subunit 4-like. Gene Ontology annotation, biological process: protein folding in endoplasmic reticulum. The record is from RefSeq and is a predicted model, not a curated record. Gene Ontology annotation, cellular component: EMC complex. The transcript is spliced from 5 exons. The coding region runs from base 26 to 562 and encodes 178 amino acids. Lineage: Eukaryota; Metazoa; Echinodermata; Asteroidea; Forcipulatida; Asteriidae.
GUCCAAUUCGUACCACAUAGUUAAAAUGGCGACCGUUCAGGGAUCUGUUUCUCGAAACCGGAGGCACAAAUGGUCUAUAGAUUUCACCUCAAGAAUCAAAGCUGACAGACAGUAUCAAUCUGUGCCUGACCUACCAGCUCCUAUUGGCUACUCAGAAAGAGCUCUUGCUGAUGUGACAACACAUGACACAGAAUCCAGCUUAGCCGUCAAGAAAUAUUGGGAUGUUGCUCUCGGUCCCCUGAAGCAACUGCCAAUGAACCUGUUCAUCAUGUACAUGUCUGGUAACUCAAUCUCCAUAUUCCCUAUAAUGAUGGUUGGAAUGAUGGUCUGGCGACCUAUACAAGCUCUCCUAGCUAUUAAAACAACCGCCAAGAUGUUAGAAGCCAGUCCACAGGCCCUUGUUCAGAAAAUAGUCUACUUUGUCUCCAAUCUGCUGGGCAUUGCUUUAGCGUUAUACAAAUGUUCAUCGAUGGGUUUAUUACCAACGCACUCAUCUGAUUGGCUGUCAUUCCUGGAACCACAACAGAGAAUGGAGUAUUCUGGAGGUGGGGUCAUUCUCUGAAAACUGGCAAGAGUUUCAUCAAAUGUACUCUAAAGCUUUUUUCGGAUAUAGUUAUUUAAGCAGAGUUGUGUGGGCAUAACUUGUCUAAUUGAUUAAAGGUAGAUUUAUACUGAUAUGUUUAUAAUGGCUUUUCCUAAAGUUACUUAGAAAUAUAAAUAUAACUUAAUUGGGUUGUUAUUAUUAUUAUUAUUAUUAUUAUUUUUUUUUUUGGGGGGGGGUGGAGAAUGGUUUCAUCCCAUUUUUGUUUCCCUUUUUCACAAAAUAGUUUUGUAGCUUCAAGGUUGAUGCAACGAGUCGGCCAAAUGUCUUUGGGCAUCUUUAUUAGCAAACAUUUUGUUUCGGGUGAAAGUUUAGGACCAUCAAUUUUGAAAAGUGUUUUGUUUCAAUUGUAUUUUUUAAAUUGUCAAAUAGUUUCCUGUGUACACUGAACAAGAAUCAGUCGAUUAGUAAUGCCCUUGCUGUUUCAGGUAUGUAGGGCUUGUUUAAAACAUACGAAUGUUCUUGUGUUUGCAUCCUCUUGUAAAUUGUAUUUUGUAUUUGAUGUUGUUGUUUUGUGAAUGGAUGUAAUAAUUCUGAAUAAAUCAAGGAUAUGGGUUGAAAGCUUA